GAUACAGUGCAGUGACAAAUCAUUGAAAACCAACCGUAUGCUGGUCUGCUGGUAUCUGGCUGGCAGGGCUCAGACAGCAUGAACGCGUGAUUACGCCCAGUUGCGGAGGAGAACACAACAAGUGAGCUAGUAGGUACUGUGCACUCCAAUCAUCCGAUGGAGUUAUAUUUUGGUAGGACCAGAACGAUGCCGAUACCUCCGAAUUCCCAUGUUGGACCAGCUUUCAAAAUCCAUAGCAAACUAAGCGGCCAGGAACUCAGGCGUGUAACGUUCGAUGGAGAACCAGCGGACCAAAUGACUCAACUCAGUACUGACAAUCGCUCUGUACCGAACAGGGCUAUCCCUUGCUUCUGUUUGUUUUUGUUUCUGUUCUUGAUUUUUUUUCUUUUUUUUUUUUUUUUUUUCCUCUUGGCGCUUGAUCAUACUACCCAAGUAGCCCGACCCUACCUUGCCUGUCGCACGGAGUACAGUAUGCACAUCAUCCGCCACUAAUCUUGCCGGGCGCGGCCCAGCCUUGCAGGAUCUUUGUUCAAUCCGAGCCAG
Molecule: messenger RNA, 543 nt
Organism: Aspergillus homomorphus CBS 101889
Lineage: Eukaryota; Fungi; Ascomycota; Eurotiomycetes; Eurotiales; Aspergillaceae
Exons: 2
Coding region: 157-492 (111 amino acids)
Source: RefSeq, a predicted model, not a curated record